This is a messenger RNA of Mugil cephalus (flathead mullet), 1478 nucleotides long. RefSeq names its product myelin basic protein a (gene mbpa). Gene Ontology annotation, cellular component: internode region of axon; cell periphery; compact myelin. The record is from RefSeq and is a predicted model, not a curated record. Gene Ontology annotation, molecular function: structural constituent of myelin sheath. NCBI's taxonomy places the organism in Eukaryota, Metazoa, Chordata, Actinopteri, Mugiliformes, Mugilidae. The transcript is spliced from 7 exons. Gene Ontology annotation, biological process: myelination. Bases 177 to 527 code for a protein of 116 amino acids.
CCAUGGUGCCUUGAACCCGAGAGGACGACACCUUCAAAGACGGCCCCCUGAGCGUUAGAUAGGCUGCAAACCACCGUGAAGGAGAAGCAUAUCUGGGUGUUGUCACCGUGGGCUUUGGAGGAGGACUACUGAGCAGACACAAAGGUCAACGCCAACGCUAAACCUCAGCAGCUAGGAUGGCUACAGCGAGCACCUCAGGACAGAGCGCAUUCGGGCUCGGGAGGAAAAAGAAGAACCCAGGUCUGAUGGAUCAGAUUAGCAAAUUCUUCGGAGGAGACAAAAAGAAGAGGAGCAAGGGCUCGUUCCGGGGUCACCUGGCCUCCUCGCCCCAGCAGUCCUCCUCUCGCCGCCGGGCCAAUGAAAACGCUGUGGUGCAUUUCUUCAGGAGCAUUGUUUCCUCUCCUCGUCCUAAAUCCAGGUGGAGAGACGUCUUGGGCUUGGCCUCGUCGCCACGUGCUGAGAGCACAAAGUCGCCGGUCAGAAGACGCAGAGACCAAAGCACACUGUCCAGAAUCUUCAACCUGUGACGCUGUCAUCAGAGAUCAGGAGAAUCCAAGUCCCGUCCACCCCCAAAACGCUGGAGUACCAUCUUCUAAGCUCUCCGCCGAACGCCAACCCACAGAUCCGAUGGGACCAGAAGAAGAAGAGGAAAAAGAAACAGAUCUGCAUGCGGCGGACUCACAACCUCAAGAAAUAUUAACCCACUAACCCAAGCUUCCCUGUAUCUUUAGUCAGAGACGCAUUGACACAGUGUAAAAUCUACUGUCCGGGUAUGUAGGCGGCCAUCUUGCAAGUUUUCCUUUUUUGUUUUUUUCUUUUAAUCCUACUUCUAACUGUUUAGUUGUUUUUAGUGAAGUAUCCUACUGUAUAAAUCCUGUCCGUCAGGUGGUGCUAGUGUCUGCUGCUCGCUGUCUGAGGUUCGUCCACGAUUGGAUGUUUGUUUUUCUACCCGUCUACUGUCGUCUGCGUUUGUACACGAGUGGCGCUGCUUCCUAGAAAACACAGCUCACAUUCAAAGAAUUUUUUUUUAGUUUCAUAUGUGAAACCCAGACAGGGUAUGUGGUCCUGUUUCUGCUUGAGUAACUGCUUUAAAGUCAUUAUGCCUCCGUGUAAUUAAUGAACAUUAUGAUGCUAUUUUAGUACAUCGAAAAAAAAUAUAUAAAACGCCCUUUUCAAGUGCACUAUUCCAUAACUGAAAAACGUCCCGACACACUAAGCGCGAACGUUGUCUUCUGCAGCUAUUUGCGUCCAUCUCCUUUAGUGUAUUUUAUCUGUUUGCAGUUUAAAUUAAGUUAAAUUAACCCUUGUGUUUAAUGAGAGGACGACGGUGGGUUUUAGUUGAUGGUUACGUCGUAAGUGGUUCAAAGGUUUUAGGCGGACGCAGUAAGAUGGCCUGAGGAGUAUAUCACUGUAGGACAGCAUGUUGGGUUCAAAUGUUGUGUUUAUUUUGUUCAUAAUAAAUUACACUGCCACUCUCA